UCCCCCGUCGGAUAAAUCACAGUGGAGCAAAUAGGCGAGAUUAACCCAAAUAGCCUUCGUUGGUCGGGCAAAACGCUCCGUGUCCGUCGUGUGUAAUAUGCGUUAAGGCGUAAAAAGGAGACGCCAUGGACUUCUACAUCAACCUGAAGGUGAAUUUCAGAGGAAAUUCCAAGAAUUUCCUCCUGUCGGGAUCCGAAACUAAGAGCUGGGAGUCGAUGGAGGCCAUGGUGAAGCGUUCGUUUGGCCUGUGCAGUCUUCAGCUCACCUACUUUGAUGAGGAGAACGAGGAGGUUUCCAUUAACGGCCAAGUGGACUAUGAGGAGGCAUUGAAGAGUGCAGCGAGGCAGGGAAACCGACUCCACAUGAAUGUGUACGAGACUCGGGGCCAGCCGGCGAGAGUCCCCACCACUAAGGCCAGUGGAACAGAGCCCAAGAGGGGCUUCAGACCCCCACAGCACUGCCCUGCUCUGACCCAGGUGGUCAGCCGCAAAGUCCAGGCUGCAGUGCCAGAACAGGGCAUGAUGAUCAUGAAAGAAGUGAAGGGAACCAAAGAAGAAGACAAGACUCCUCCAGCCUGGUUCACCUCUUACAUGGAGAAGUUUAAGGACCAGGUGGUUCGUGAGGCGGUGGAGAAGAUCUGCCGCGAGUUCUCUGGACAGUGCUGCAUUCACAAGCCUCUGGGAGGAGGAGCAGGAGGUGGGGGAGGUAGAGGGGAAGCAGCAGGAGGAGGAGCAGAGGCCCAGCAGGUCCCUGAGGUCUCCUCCUCCACUCUGCCUGGAGCUCCAUCCUCCUCCACUCCUCCCUGCUCCUCCUGCCGGGGGCAGACCACCGGAGGAGGUUACCAGUGCAGUGUGUGUACCUCGUGUACUCUGUGCGAGCCCUGCAGUUUCUCUCAUGAUCCCAGUCACAACCUGGUGAGAGCCAGGACUCCUCUGUCCAUCCCAGAGCACGGAUCACCUGCCCCCGACCACGGCAGGUUCUACAGGCGAGGUGACCGCAGUUUCCGAAAGGCGGAAAAGCAGCGGCUGAAAGCAGAGAAGCGCCUUCUGAAGGCCGAGGUCAAAGAGAUCCGGAAACAGCUGAGAAUGGAGAGGCGGGGCAUACAGUGGAGCUCCUCCCACCGCGAGGGAAGCUCCUCCCCUGUCCUUCUGCAGCCCCGAGCCACCCAGCACAACAGCCCUGAGCGUCCAAAGCGCCCCUGCCCCCUGGUGGUUCCAACCAUGACGGCGACAUUUCUAGACGAGAACCUUCCUGAUGGAACCCGACUGCGUCCCGGGACAAAGUUUAUCAAGUACUGGAAGAUGAGGAACACUGGAACGAUCUGCUGGAGCGCUGAAACUAAGCUCAAGUUCAUGUGGGGAAACCUGGCGGUGGGUUCUGGGGACCGUUGGAGAGAAGUGUCUGUUCCCUUCCUCCAGCCAGGACAGGUUGGUAUAGUGAGUGUAGCGCUGUGUGCUCCAGCCGUGGAGGGCUCCUACACCUCCCACUGGCGUCUGGCCCACGCUGGAGAGCAGUUUGGCCCCAGGGUCUGGUGCAGCAUUGUGGUCGAUCCUCUGGCCCCAGCGCCCGUGAUGGCUGAUGGGAUACUGGUGUCACCCUGUGUCACACCACAGGGUAAGAACCCAGUGGCAAAGGAUGGAAAAGCCUGUGCAGCUCAGGAGCAACCAUUGAUGUCAGUGGACCAUGAAGAAUACUACAUCCCCUCUGUGGACCUGCUCACUGCUCAGGAUCUUCUGUCUUUUGAGCUGUUGGACAUCAACAUCGUCCAGGAGUUGGAGAGUGUCCCGAACAACACGCCCGCUGACAUGACUCCCUGCAUGUCUCCUCUGCCUCAAGACGGCCACCUGCAGGACAAAAGCAGUCCCUCUUUGGGUCUCAUUCAGGAAGAGACUGAAGUCAUCAAUAGCAUCAUGGAUGUCCCUCAUGGGGCAGGAUCUGGAGCAGAGGGGGCCGGGGUCCCGGCUCAGGAGGAAGGGGAGGAUGACAUCAGCGGGACUCAGUUUGUUUGUGAGACUGUGAUUCGCUCAAUGACCCUGGAGGAGGCGCCUGACCACGCCCCUCUGAGAGGGUCCCGCCAGGGGACAGGUAAAGUGGUGCGUCCGGCCGCUCAGGGCGGCUCCUCCUCCUCCUGUGUGAAGAGGAAAACAGUGAAAACAGAGGAGAGCCCAGACAGCAGCCCCAGCACCUGCAGAAACUCCCUGAUCCCACCGGCUACGCUGAAGGCUGCCCUCCCUCCUCCGCUGAAAGCCUCACUGCCGGCUCCCCUGUGUGUGGCCCCGACCCAGGGACCCGGCCCCAGCUCAGCACCCACCAUGCUCCUCGCUCCUCCCAGGUCCACACUGCAGGAGCACACAGCCACAGCUGAAGGUGAGGAGGCCCACAUGGAGAACAUCUGUAUGGAGUCCAGGGGGAAGGAGGUAGAGAAGGGGCCUGAGGGGGAGAAGGACAAAGGGGGAGAGGAGAAGAGAGAUGGGACGAGGAGUCGCUCCUCUUCCACCUCCUCAGAGGAUUACAUCAUCAUCCUUCCUGACUGCUUUGACACCAGCCGGCCACUAGGGGAUUCCAUGUACAGCUCUGCUUUGUCCCAGCCUGGUGACAUCCCAGCUAAGACAGACCCAGAAACUCCUUCGCCCGACCACCCGGGCAGUUCCAUCCCAGAGGGGGAGCUGGGUGAGGCAGAUGAAGCCACGGCGGCUCCAGGAACGGGAGUAUCGGGCGCCAGCAGCGCCAACGACAUGCUUUGUACGUCUCAGACGCUGGACGAUGAGCCGCUGACACCUGAAGUGGUGGCACCUCCUCAUGGCAUCGUCACACCAAGUCCGGGGAGCAGUGGAAAAACAGAUGUUGACCCUGCUGCUGCCGGGGAGGGAGCAGAUGGCUCUGAACUGUACCAAACUGAUGACGCAUCUGAUACUGAACAAUCUCAGACAGUUGAUACUGAAGCUACUGAAGACACAGAAGAGGACAACCCUGAGGACCCCAGGCACCCAGGCAUCACCAGCGGCCUGGUGAAAGGAGCUCUGUCAGUAGCUGCUUCUGCCUACAAAGCUCUGUUCACUGGACAAGGCCCCACACAGCCUCCUGUGGAUGCGUCCACCCAGGACACCAUGAUGGCCGUGCUGGUGGAAAUGGGUUUCGGGGACCGGCCACUGAACCAACGGCUGCUGAAGAAAUACAACUACAACCUGCUGGACGUGGUCAACGAGCUCGUUCAGAUGACUGACAAUGACUGGUACUCUACACGCUACUGACUAAAGAGAGAGAGGAAGAAGAGAGAAGGAGAUGAAACAUGAAACGAUGGAUGAAGAGAGAAGAGGAGGAAAGACUGGAAGAUAAAUUAUUUUCUGCUCAUCUACCUUUUUGCCUUCCUCUUUCUACCCAUCUCUCCUCUGAUUGAUUCAGUUGAAGGGAGAUCAAUCUUCUCUAUGACCAUAUAAGGAGACAUUCCAGGAAACUCUCUGGGAUAUUGUACUAGAGUAUCAAACACUGUCUAUUACUUUCAGUUUAGGUCUUGAUAGUGGCAGAGAAGCUGCUUUGCAGUGGAAUUUAAGAGGGAUGAAGAGACGUGUUCUUAAAGUCUCAAAGGAGCUAUGUGUAGCAUUUAGCAUUUCCCAAAAUUAAGAUCACAUAUCCCUUGAGCCCCACUGCAGCCUGCAAAGAGGGCAUUGCUCCAUUUGUUUUGAAAAGCAAGCAGAACUCCAAAGGUCGAUCAAAGCCGACAGUAACAAAAUAUGUAUUUUAAUGUGACACAGUAUGCUAACAGGAAACUUCCUACUGUGUUCCCUUCGAAUACUAAACAGUUCCACUUCCACGCUAUAAAGUAAUGUAGCAGAUUUUACAGUUAAUAUAAGAUGCAGUUUAGCGGACGUAAAUAUUCCCACAUCGUGGUUAUUUGUUAGCGUUGAAAUGCUACACAUAGCACAUUCCUGCUUUGCCCUUUUACCUGGGACACUGAUGAAGUACAAAGCAGUGAGAAAAUAUCAAGGUUACACAUCUGCACUGAGAACCAGAGUGGGGAGAUCCACAUCACAGGUCACUUUGGUACCACUUAGUCAGAGCUUGUGUUCACAUGAUUGAAUAUCCACAUUGAAAUCAUGGUGUGCUUUUACCAUACACCAAACAGCUCGGAGCAAUGAUAUACUUCCUUUAACAGCAUGUUGGUGUGAGUAUGGUGGCUCGAAGUACAUUCUUAGCUAAGCUAAGAGAAUCCAUGAUCUUAACAUUAUAGUAAAGUGUUGGAGCGUUAUCAUGUUACGUUAUGUUUCAUUUAGCAAAAUCCAAAAUUCCCAAUAAAGAUAUUCCAGUGAUGGUCAGGGAUGAUUUGGACCUAAUCUGCAGCAGAGUUCAGGUAACAAAUAACCAGGCUCCGGGCAGCAGAACUCUAGGCCCACUGUACUUCACAUAGAGUUUGGGCCAUUUCAUACUUAAAGCUUUGGACUCGGGUUGGGUUCUGUUAUUUUAUAAUGUAAAUUUAAGAAAAUGUUCUUUCUUUCUCUAGCUCUGCCAGGUAACCAAACUCAUGUGUCACACAGUAGAUUGCAAUGCUUUGCAUUAGUCUGGAGAGGGAGGCUUUGAUUCUUGUCUUGGGUCCGGGUCUCAAAUGUGUCAGUACCAGUUGGGUUCAGUUGGGUCUGUACUUAGAGAUGCAUGUACAGGCGAGGUUCAGGUUCAAGCUUUAGGCCUGUGUACUGCUCUGUGUGCCCCCUUGAAGAUAUCGUUUUUAAUCAUCCAGGUUGGGUUAGGGGAGUCAAUAUAAAGAGAUUUCAAACGGGGAGCCAUCUUUUUAAUGUUGUGUUUGGCUGUUCGAUUGUUGCAAAUCAAUGAGCAGGACUGUUUUGUGACAAUAUUUAAUUUUUGUAUGAAGUGACUUGUGAUGAAGGUGAGCAGUAAGAAAAUGACUUAAUUUGUCAGUUAUUUAAAUCACUGGAUUAGCCCAAAGCAGACAUUCCCAUCUGGUAUUUUAUCUUUAAACAAUCUGUCAAUUGAUUUUCCAGAAAUGUUAUUGGAAAUCCACUUACUUACAGAUGUAGAAUUAUAUAUAUCUCUAAUCACUAGUACUGUACUGCGUUGGAGCCACUUGCUUAUACAUUGGUGUUGGUAAAAGCAAGUAUAUCAUGAGCGUCGGUGCAAAGGGAUCAUCUGUGCUCAUUUGGGUUUAAGUAUCUAAGAGUAUGGCUGCUGCAUUAUUAUUAUUUUGAGUUUGUUUUAUAACAUGUCUAUAUCACUGGAGAAUAUAAAGGGUUUACACACCUCUCACUGUACUGUAUGCAUAAUCUACUGAAGAUGAGUAGACAGACAUUCAGUAAAAAAAUUGAAUACUGAGUUUCCCUUUUACACACAUUCCCUGGACAUGUUUGUCAGCCGGCUCCUGUCUCCCUGAACCUCCUGGUCAGACUCGAGGUCUCAGUAUGCUUCAAACUAACCAGUUCGUACCGCAGGCCUCCUGCAGGAAGCGAGAAACAAGCACAUCGUGUUGGUAUUCAAGAUGUGUUCUUCUUUUGUUAGUACACAGUGAUUUCUAGAGAUCACCCAUGUUUACAUACGUUUUAAAUUUGAGGAACAUAAAGAAAACGCAUGAAUAUCAUAUCAACUAUAGAUUAUUAUACGUUUCAGAGUUAUUAUAAUAAUUUGAUAUUUAAAUGUGUGGGUUUAACAAAUACUAUUGGUCUGUUAAUCCAGCCCAAAUGCACCAGACUACAGGUGUGGAAGCAGCCGUAGAUGAUCCUAUGAGCUGUUUGUCUGAAGGGUACUGAGGUCAGAAAUGUUAAAAACAACAUCACACGUGACAGAUUUUUACCAAAAUGGCUGCUUAAAGUGUAUUUAUUUGAGUGAGCCGGGGUGCGUGUAAUGACUUCAGGUAAGAUUCAGCUGUGUGUUCUUCUCAUUGUGCACUUCUGUCUUCUUUUCUGUGCUUCAUCCUAAAUGGUCAGGUGUUGGGGCUGACAUCCUAAAGGACGUGUACAUUAAGAGUAUGUACAGUAACAGUAAGGUCAUUCCAAACUUAAACUGGAAUCAAACCGUGUAACAAUGUGAAAAUGUGUUUGUUUCUUUCCCUUCACAAAUGUAUGAAUAUAUUCAGAACCUCCUAGUUGGAAGCUAUGACGAUCAGUUGACCUAAUUAGUUUAAGUUAAGAUUGUUUAAGGUGCUUUUGCUUCGAAUGCUUGACGACUGUUUGGUGAUGAUGUUGUAUUUUUAGGCUUAUUGUGUGGUGCUUGAAUUUGCUAUGCUGUAUGUGUGUGUUAAUGUUUUCUUUUGUAAAAACAAAAUGUUACCAGGUUGAUUGAAGAUUGUCUUUCUGUUUGCCAAUGAGUGGACUUAAUGGACUUGGGGCUGGAGUUGAAGACAUCAUUUAAUAUAACCGCACUUAGUAGAAUGAUGAUUAAUUUUGUUCAUAUGUAAUGCAUACAGCCGUGGUCCAAAACCUUUAGUACAGAUAUGAUAAUUCAGCAGUUUUUGUUUUUUGGCCGGGCUGCCAAUUCAAAUAAAAAAAUCAGCCUUUAGUGAUCUAUAAACACAAACUCUACAGUGAAGUUAAAACAGAAGACAUUUUAAGAAAUAUGCUCAUUUGCUUUCCUACCAAUUGUUAGAUGAGAAGAAGGGACAAUGAAUUGCCACCACAACGAUGAUACAUGGAGUAUAAAGGGACCACCUAACCCUUAUUAAAAUGUGUGUGUGACAGCUAUUUGAAAAGGAAAUGUGACGGUGAAACAUUAUGGGGUAGGAGGUUUCAGAGGUGUCCCUUGAGUUCAUCUCCUGCUUCAUACACAGUUUCUGGGGGAAACUUUUAUCUGCCAUAGUUGACCUAAACUUCACAUUGUGUAUUCCAGUUUCUUGUUCAUGUUGCAUCAUAUUCACCACAGACCCUUUAACAAUCAUCAAGUGUUCCCCCCUUUGGUAAUUAAUGAAGCCCUGCUGCACGUCUAAUCCAAACUCCUGCGUGGUGAAAUGGAACCUGGCUGAAAUGUGCACUCGAAGGUCAAGAGUUUCACAUUCUGUACUGUAUGUCAUUUUGCUUUAAGUUAAUGUGUAUGUGUUCCACGAGGGACGGUCAGGUGAAAUAUUUCAUAUUGUGGUAUGAAUACAUGUGAAGUAUUUAUGGAGGAAGAGAAAAGCUGGAUAGUUUGAGCUUUUUUUUCUGUGUUGCACUUUAUGAACAUGGUUAUGAUGUACAAAUCAAUCUGUCUCCAAUUAAAGUCAUUACACUAAAGUA
Molecule: messenger RNA, 7211 nt
Organism: Cottoperca gobio
Lineage: Eukaryota; Metazoa; Chordata; Actinopteri; Perciformes; Bovichtidae
Gene: nbr1b
Product: NBR1 autophagy cargo receptor b
Exons: 23
Coding region: 126-3251 (1041 amino acids)
Biological process (GO): macroautophagy
Cellular component (GO): phagophore assembly site
Molecular function (GO): ubiquitin binding
Source: RefSeq, a predicted model, not a curated record